Molecule: messenger RNA, 1818 nt
Organism: Neopelma chrysocephalum (saffron-crested tyrant-manakin)
Lineage: Eukaryota; Metazoa; Chordata; Aves; Passeriformes; Pipridae
Gene: GNB3
Product: G protein subunit beta 3
Exons: 10
Coding region: 222-1244 (340 amino acids)
Biological process (GO): G protein-coupled receptor signaling pathway
Cellular component (GO): cytoplasm; heterotrimeric G-protein complex
Molecular function (GO): signaling receptor complex adaptor activity; protein binding
Source: RefSeq, a predicted model, not a curated record
GGGAGAGGCUGAGGAGCAGAGAGGGAGCAAGGGACUCACUGGGUGGACAAACAGGACUGACUGGAGAAGGCAAAGGGACAAGGGGCUUCUGGCCAGCGAGGAGCUGUUCUCACCAGGGAGGCAGCUGUGAGGGUGCCAUCCAGAAGGGUCUACAACCCACCUCACUGCAGAUCCCGAAUCAAGGCUGCCCCACGUGAAGGAGCCACCCCUAGGUCAUAAAGAUGGGGGAAAUGGAACAGAUGAAGCAGGAGGCUGAGCAGCUGAAGAAGCAGAUUGCGGAUGCCCGGAAAGCCUGUGCAGACACAACACUGGCUCAGAUUGUUUCUGGAGUGGAGGUUGUUGGCCGCAUCCAGAUGCGGACCCGAAGGACCCUGCGGGGGCACCUGGCCAAGAUCUAUGCCUUGCACUGGUCCACAGACUCCAAACUUAUGGUCAGUGCCUCACAAGAUGGGAAACUGAUUGUGUGGGACACAUACACAACUAACAAGGUUCAUGCCAUCCCUUUGCGUUCUUCCUGGGUCAUGACCUGUGCCUAUGCUCCCUCAGGGAAUUUUGUGGCCUGUGGGGGCCUUGACAACGUGUGCUCCAUCUACAGCCUCAAGUCUCGUGAAGGCAAUGUCAAAGUGAGCAGGGAGCUCUCAGCCCAUACAGGAUACCUCUCCUGCUGCCGAUUUCUUGAUGACAACAAUAUUGUGACUAGCUCUGGAGAUACCACAUGUGCACUCUGGGACAUUGAGACGGGGCAGCAGAAGACUGUGUUCUUGGGACACACCGGAGACUGUAUGAGCUUGGCUGUCUCCCCAGACUUCAAACUCUUUAUCUCUGGGGCUUGUGAUGCUACUGCCAAACUCUGGGAUGUGCGGGAGGGCUCCUGCCGUCAGACCUUCGGAGGACAUGAGUCUGAUAUCAAUGCCAUCUCUUUCUUCCCUAAUGGUGAAGCCAUCUGCACUGGCUCAGAUGAUGCCACCUGCCGUCUCUUUGACCUCCGGGCGGACCAGGAGCUCAUAGUGUACUCUCACGAGAGCAUCAUCUGUGGAAUCACAUCAGUUGCCCUUUCCCGCAGUGGGCGUCUCUUGCUUGCUGGGUACGAUGACUUCAACUGCAACAUCUGGGACUCCCUGAAAGCAGAGCGUGUGGGAAUACUUUCCGGCCACGAUAACAGAGUGAGCUGCCUGGGCGUGACAGCAGAUGGCAUGGCUGUUGCCACUGGCUCCUGGGACAGCUUCCUCAAGAUUUGGAACUGAGGAUGGCAGCAGAAAGGGGAAGAGCAGUGGAAGCAAGGCCCACAGCCCAAGCCCAUGCAAACAGCAUCGUCAGAUGAGCACAACAGAAACGCCUACUUACCACUCCCGCUUGUCUCUAGACACAGGUCACUUGUAGGAGUCUCCCAGAGCGAAAGGGAAAGCAGAGGUCAGGGAGGAGAAGCAGGGGGAGCUGGGGAACAGGAGCACACACGCUGGCCCUUCUCUCCACCUCUAAAUAGCCCCAGCAGUUUCCAGCCUUGUGCAGGCUUGAAGAGUUGCAAAACACUGUUCUUUAUGUCUCAGGACUUUACAGUACAAUUCAGACAACCUGCAUCUUCCUUCAAACACCUCUACCCACACUGACACACAUCCUCCUCCUUCAGAGGAUCCCUCAUCCAACACCUGCCCCCAACUAAGAUCUCUCCCUGAUUUAACUCUACCUAGCUUCUCUGUGCAGCUGUCCUAUAUCCCUGCAGACAGCCACGGAGAUGUACUGGGUUUGAAAUUUCUAUCACACCACCUCAAACAAAAAGCUAAUGUAAAUUUGGCUCAUUUCCAUUGGGGAAGACUUAGC